This is a messenger RNA of Chelonoidis abingdonii (Abingdon island giant tortoise), 401 nucleotides long. The record is from RefSeq and is a predicted model, not a curated record. NCBI's taxonomy places the organism in Eukaryota, Metazoa, Chordata, Testudines, Testudinidae.
UGGAUGCAGGUCCAGGGCACCCAUUGGUGCUGGCAUUGGUGGAUGGGAUAUGAGGCUUCUCCCGCCUAGUCACCAGGCCCCCUCUGGCCCCAGCUGAUGCCCCAUCCCCAACUGGUGGAGAUUUCUCAGGGCCCUUUGCGUGCAGCAAGGUCAUGGGUUCUCAGCAGGACUGGGUCUCUGAAGAUGUCGGAUGAGGAGUUUGAAGAUGAGUCCAGUGCCAACGAACAAGAAAAGGAGGGAGAGGAGGGGGAGGAAGAGAAGGAUCCAACAGAGAAGGAGGAGGAGGAGAGCUUGUCUCCACACCUUCUUACAGAGGAGAUCAUGAAGGGAGGCCUCUCCCUCUUGUGUAAAACAGGCAAUGGCUUGGCUCAUGCCUAUGUGAAACUAGAGGCAAAGGAAAA